GAGCCUCCUAUGUUAUCGAUGUACCGCUUGUAGAGUCUAUUUGGCUCGAUCCCGUACCAUCCAGAUCGACAGUACAGACAGAUCGACAACCAUGCUUCUCUAUUUGCUUUUGUCGGUAUUCGCUUUUGCCUCUGAGGCAUUUGCCGCGUUUGGCUUCACCCAGUCCGGCAGUAACUAUGUCAUUGACGCCGGGUCGAGCAACGCGUUGGUCUUCACUGUCAACGGAGGUAGCUGCGACAUAACCUCCAUCAAGUAUCGUGGCACCGAACUUCAGUCCUCCCAGGGCACGCAUUUGUCCUCGGGUCUGGGUACCGCGACUGUCAAGGUAGAAUCAGUUACAGCUAGUUCCGUCAACUACGUAAAGGUGACCUGCACCACUUCGACCUUGACCCAUUACAUGGUAGUUAAAGAGGGAGAGAGCAACAUAUACCUCGGUACUUACAUCAAGGAGGAACCUUCUGUAGGCGAAUUACGCUUCAUCGCCCGCCUGAAGUCAUCAGUGCUGCCGGAAGAGUACCCCUAUGGCAAAGUAUCUACCACCUCUGGCAGCUCCUCUACCGUAGAGGGAUCCGAUGUAUUUAUCGUCGACGGAGAAACCCGAUCCAAGUUCUACUCAAGCACCCGCUUCAUCGACAAGGAUGCGCAGUGCGUCUACGGCGGCACCGAUGUGAUUCACGCUUGUGUGUUGGCGCCGCAACCCGAGUCGUCCUCUGGCGGCCCAUUCUUCCGUGAUAUCGAAUCCAACAACGCUGGCGAUGCCACUAACCUCUACUGGUACAUGAACAGCGGUCAUGUCCAAACUGAAGCGUACCGAGUUAACGUCCUCCACGGUCCUUAUGUCUUGGCCUUUACGCGAUCAGGCGUGCCCAAGGCCAAAGACUUUGACACGUCUUUCUUCUCGGGACUCAGCAUCACAGGCUACGUCGCGGACUCGGGCCGUGGACGUGUCUCCGGCAAAGCCACCGGAGUGGCCAGUAGCUUCCAAACUGUUGUUCAUUGGUACAACUCGGCAGCCCAGUAUUGGACCAUCGCAUCCAACAACAACUACGUUUCCCCCGCCAUGAAACCAGGCACGUAUACUAUGGUCUUGUACCAAGGUGAAUACAAAGUCGCCACCGCUACCGGCGUUACCGUGAGUGCUGGCCAAACUACGACGAAGAACAUUGCGAGCGGCGAGACGACCCGAAACUCGCUUUGGAAGAUAGGCGAAUACGACGGCCAGCCCACCGGCUUCCUCAACGCGGACAAGUUCCUCCGGAUGCAUCCCUCCGACUCGCGCAUGUCGGCAUGGACGCCCGCCACCUACACUGUAGGCUCUUCGUCCUUGAACCAGUUCCCCAUGGCUCUCUUCCAGGCCAAGAACAACCCCGUGACUAUCAAGUUCAACCUGAACUCUGCUCCCGGCGCCGCCACCCUCCGCAUCGCCACCACGCUGUCCUUUGCCGGCUCCCGUCCGCAAGCCAAGGUCAACUCCUGGACCGGGCCAGCGCCAGCGGCUCCAACUAAGAUCGACAGCCGUGGCGUGACUCGUGGCGCAUACCGCGGUUUCGGCGAAGUUUACGACGUCAGCAUUCCCAGCGGUACGCUUGUUGCUGGUGCCAACACCAUCACCAUCACUUCCAUCUCAGGGAACAGUGGUGCCGAUUUCUUGAGCCCCAAUCUCAUCUUUGAUGCCGUUGAGCUCUUCACAUAAGAAAUGGAUGUGACUCAAGGAACAGACGUCACGAGAUAGCAGAGGCUAUUUCGAUUAGUUAAAAGCUUAG
Messenger RNA from Hypoxylon fragiforme, 1763 nucleotides. RefSeq names its product polysaccharide lyase family 4 protein. NCBI's taxonomy places the organism in Eukaryota, Fungi, Ascomycota, Sordariomycetes, Xylariales, Hypoxylaceae. The record is from RefSeq and is a predicted model, not a curated record. The transcript has 3 exons. Gene Ontology annotation, biological process: pectin catabolic process. The coding region runs from base 92 to 1693 and encodes 533 amino acids. Gene Ontology annotation, molecular function: carbon-oxygen lyase activity, acting on polysaccharides; carbohydrate binding.